Molecule: messenger RNA, 1065 nt
Organism: Rubroshorea leprosula
Lineage: Eukaryota; Viridiplantae; Streptophyta; Magnoliopsida; Malvales; Dipterocarpaceae
Source: the annotation of a GenBank genome assembly
CUUCCCUCCUUUGUGCUGACACAAAGCAACAAUGGAUGAUGCUCACGUUGAAGAUGGAGAACACCAUAGCAAAGACGGCGAGGUUGCGCCUGCCCUCAUCUCCGUUCACCCGAACCAGAACUCUGUUGCAGUCGCCUUUGGGGAUUGUGGGGUUACUUUGGUGGAUGAAUCUAAUGAACUUUUUCACAUGGAUUCAAUAAGAGCUAUUCGCUUUGGGGCAAAAGGGAAGCUCUUUGUAUCUGCUGGUGAUGACAAACUUGUUAAAAUUUGGUCUGCCGAGUCUUGGCACUGCAUUGCAACGGUGUUCGUUUCUUGCCUUGCCUUCGUCUACACUCCGGAUUACCCCGAAGGUUUUCUGGUGUCUGGUAGUGGUGAUUCUAGUGCUGGUAUUUUACUUGGUUUCACUUGCUUACUGAAGGCAGGACACUUAAGUUCUGAUGGAAAUAAAGAGGUCUAUGCUGCUGUUACUGAUCUAUGCACAAUCCCAGAUUGUACCCUCAUUGCAGCAGCAAUUCAAAAGUGAGCAUCUGAGUGUUGUAUGUUUUGUCUUUUCUCUUCCACAUGGAGUUCUUGUUUUUGUGUCAAUUAACUUAAAACUCUUACCAAGUUAUGUGUAGCUUCCAAGGAAUAAUGUUGCCGAGCUGGGACCUGUCUUGUCGAACUCUUUCUAUUGUCAAGGUGGUUUCCAUCACGGAAGAAACUUUCAUCCCAACAAGCCCUAGCAGUAGCAUCACAGGAGGAUUGUUAUGGAUGGUAAUUGGCAUCUCCAACCUGCCUCCCGUAUAAAGGUUAUUUUUAGUUUCAAGCAAUGCAGCCCUGCCCCUGCAGAACAUGAGCCGGUUGUGUUAGAAGACAGUAAAAUACCUGGUGCUUUGAAACUGCUCCAGAAACUGCAGUGUGGUUUUUCUGUUUAUGAAAAGGUCUUCUUAGCAGCUGCUGAAACUCUAAGAAGAUCAAUGUGCAAUUUGUUAAUUAAGAAGCAGUAUCCUGAGGGGAACCGAGAAUUUAGAAACAGAACCAGGAAUGAUAGGAAAAUCAAGAGAUGAAUAAAAAUUUUGCUAUUCU